AUGGAGUUGUGCGAGGGCGGCUGGGUGGACAUCGUGCUGGGCGGCCCGCCCUGUUCGACCUGGUCGCGGGCGCGCUACAAUCGUCGCCGACCUGGCCCGCCGCCGGCGCGCUCGCGGCUGUGCCCCUUGGGUCUGCCAGGUCUCAAGGCCUGGGAGGCCGCGAGAGUCGCGGAAAGUAACACCCUGACGCUAAACUUGUUGGCGCUCUGCGAGGCGUGCGGUCAGAGUGGCGGCGCCUUCCUCAUCGAGCACCCGGAGGACCCAGGGCACGCGCCCUACCCAUCCAUCUGGAACGCGAAUGAGAUGCUGGACUUCGGGACGAGGCGCUCGUCUCGGAGAGCGUGCUUGGACCAGUGCAUGCUGGGCGGACGGACGAAGAAGCCCACAUGCCUGAGCGGCACGCUGCAGGGGCUGGAGGACCUGAAUGAGCUGCGGUGCGACGGGUCCCACGUCCACGAGUCGGCCGAGGGCAAGUUGGCCGACGGCACCUUCCGCACGAGCCCGCUGGCCCAGUACCCCGAGAGGAUGUGCGAGUCGCUGGGCAUCUUGAUUGUCCGGACCUUGGCCAUCUUCGAGCAGACCGGCUUGGGCGGCACCGGGUGGCGAAGGCCGCCAGAGGCCGACAGGGCGGUCACAGCAUGGGGCUCGCGGAGCACUACGGCACCAGCGGUGGCCGUGCGGAACGAGGACGUGCUUCGCGGCCGCGGGCUGGUGCUGGACGGGCCGCAGAUGGCCUUCUACCUGCACGUCGACGACGGCGCGGCGAUGGCGGGGGGCAGCGGCUGCGGCCCACGGGCCACUGGGAAGAUGCACCAGCUGGCGGACGCCUUGGCCGAGGCCGGCUUCGUGGUCACCGACCGCACGGAGGCCAGCGACAUGCAGAAGGUGCUGGGCUACGCACCACAGGCGCGUCCAGCGCAGCUGCGCUUGCCUCCGAAGAGGGCACGGGAGCUGGUGCAGCAGCUGGAGGCGAUGGGCGCCACCCGCACCCUCCACACCGAGGAGCUGCGCUCGCUCUUGGGGGUGUGGAUCUGGGGCGCACUGCUGCGGCGCGAGCUGCUCUGCAUACCCAGCGCCGUCUUCAGGCUCCUGGAGAGGUACCCGCACCAGCGGGUGAGCACCUGGGCGACCGUCCGCAGGGAGCUGCGGGCCAUGGCUAGGGUAGUCCCGUUGAUGUACGCUGACCUGGGAGCCCCGCCAGCGCCCGUGUAUUUCGCGGCGGACGCCAUGGGCGCCAACGUGGAGGACGACGGCGGCUGGGGGAUCCUGGUGACCGACAUGAGCGAGGACAUCGCGAAGGACUUCAUCGACACGGGCGGCAACUUGGGCUACACCGUGGCGAGGCUGGACGGCGAGCUCACUGGAUUGCGGCGCCCCGAGCAGGUCAUCAGACGGACGAAGCCCUUCAGCCUCCUGCCCGAUCGCGUGUUCAAGCCCGACGAGGACUGGACGAUCGUAGGAGCGGGCAGGUGGCGGUCGGCCGACCGCAUCACGCUGGGCGAGGGGCGCUGCGUCGUGAAGAUCAGCAGGCUGGCGGCCGCCACUCCUGCCCUUCACCGCACCGUGCUGCCGAUCCUGGAGGACAACCAGCCCGUCUCAGGUGCGGUAAGCAAGGGCAGGAAGCUGGACAGCACUUCUGUUGAGAAGGUUAAGCCGCACACCCUGGCGGCCUACAGGGCGGCGGCUAUGAAGUUCCCUAAUUGGGUUAUCAACCUGGGGGCCAAGUCGGGGACAAAGGCCAAAAGGAUGCAGUUCGCCAUUAUUUUGGAGCAGGGCGGAGUGCUGGAGAACCUCUUACACCGAGUAGUCUUGGGAACGCCGCCCGAGGGGCUCCUCUUUCCCUAUUCGCUCGUCGACUACAGGCAUCGGCUCAAGCAGUUUGAAGCAGCCUUGGGCCUCGACAUUCACUGGACGCCUCACUCGGCGCGCGCAGGGUUCGCCAGCGAUUCCGUGGCUCGUGGUGCCCCCUUCCAGGACAUCAAGGAGGCGGGGCGGUGGCUCACAGAGUCCAGCCUCCGCAUCUACGUGGACGUUGUCACCGCCUCCCGGGUCCUGGCACAGGCUGAGCAGCGAGGGAUCGCCCCGCUCAUCCGCGAGGCGGCCGAGAAGCUGCCCAACUACUUCCCGGAGGGCAUCUUCGGCGAGGGCGAGGGCAUCCAGCAUGCCGCCAGCGGGCUGGCGCAAGGGCCAGGACGGCGCCUGGCACUGGGCGCGCUGGUGGAUGGGCUGCUGGCGGGUCCGCAGCAGCCGGGGGAUGCAGCGGCGGGCGCGGGCGUGGUCGAGGCCGAGGCGCCAGCGCCAGCGGCCCCUGGCGCGGCAGCACUGAGGCCCCCGCAGCCGCUGGUGGCGCAGCCGCUGGCAGCGGGCGCGGCCGCGGGGCAGAGGCGCGCGCGCUGGAGCAGCUGGUCGCUGCUGCGCGCGGCCUGGCUCAUCGCGAGGUGGUGCGGACGCUCAACCUCGCGAGGAGUGACGUGGGCGGCGGUCGCCGCCUUGAUGAUCGGGUGGCUCUACGUUGCCGGGCCGCUCGCCCACCUCGGGACCAUGAUGGGCGUCGUGGCCAGCGUGUCCGUCUCGGCUGGCAAGGUGGUCGACAGCAGCCUCGGGGCAGUCAUCACGGCUGCGCAAGGCGCGUCCGACUUCGCCGCGACGUCGCCCCGCAGCUCGGCGAGCCUCCUGCAGGAGGCCUGGCGCGGAGUGGACAUCACCGACCUUCACGUCCGCCAGCGCCACGCCGAGCGGCUAGCGGACGACCCCGAGAUCCUGCAAGACUGGAUCCAGCGCGAGUUCCUGUCAGGCGAGCCCCGCCCGCCUGGGGCCGAGCAGGUCGCCACCGCGAUCUCUGAGGCUUCGGUGACCAUACCCCACAUGGCAGAGAGCUGGCAGAUGCUGAUCUGGCCCGGUCAGUACCGCGAGCUGCACAUGACGCUCGACUUGCUGCCUUCCGGGUUCUACGGAGUCCAUAUGGUCGAGAGGAUCGUCAACUUCACCGUUCAGUGGAGUAACCCGGUGUGGAGUAGCCUCGACUGCGACAUCAGUUCAGAAAGAGAUACAGUCGUGGCUCAUAUCAACUCCACCCUGGCCGGGCUCCCGCUCCCUGAGAUCCGCUAUAUGUCCAUGACUGAUCGUGAAAUCCAGGCUGCUAGGCUCCCAGGCGCCUGGAUCAACAUGGCCCGUAGGCUCGUUCGUGCUGUAUAUAUGGCAGUAAAGAGUGUCCUGCAGCUCGUUUUGUUCGGAGUUUAG
Molecule: messenger RNA, 3240 nt
Organism: Prorocentrum cordatum
Lineage: Eukaryota; Dinophyceae; Prorocentrales; Prorocentraceae
Source: the annotation of a GenBank genome assembly